Messenger RNA from Drosophila eugracilis, 1791 nucleotides. It is a transcript of the gene comm, whose product is annotated as protein commissureless 1. The transcript is spliced from 2 exons. The record is from RefSeq and is a predicted model, not a curated record. Gene Ontology annotation, biological process: axon guidance. NCBI's taxonomy places the organism in Eukaryota, Metazoa, Arthropoda, Insecta, Diptera, Drosophilidae. Bases 259 to 1428 code for a protein of 389 amino acids.
AGUGAGCAGUCAGUCAACUUAUAGCCGCUCCAGCGAACGGACGCACCGAAAAUCGAGCUAUAGAAACUUUACUUUAGAACAGAUAAAAACCCGAAAUCGAAUCCAUGUCUUAUAUAUAGAGCCAAACGAUUUGUUUACGUGUCGUGACGCGAGUGCCAGCCAUUCUGUGUGCGUGUGCCAGACCCAAACAAAACGAAAUCAAACAAAAAAAGAUAAAAAGUUCAAUAAAAUAAUCAAAGAAAUAUCAAAGAAAUCACCAUGAUUAGCACUACGGAUUAUCCAUCAGUGUCGGUGGAGACCACAACAGCUGCCAGCGAGGAGCUAUAUGCGGAAUAUAUAGCCGCACCGGCCAGCAGCAUGAGUCCCGCUGCCAUAGCCGAGCACCUGCAGCAUAAUCAGAUCACCUUCGAGAUACCCAGUGCCCAUGAUCUGCAACAUAUCGAUGCCCUCAACUCCUUCAAUGCCUUGCUCCAGAGGAUUGGCAAUGCCGCCGUGUCCUAUGAUCCAGCUCCACCUAGCGGUUGGUCACCAGAUGGCAGUAUCAGCACCGAACAGCUAUCCAAGUCUGUGGUUCUCGAUUUGGCUGACUUGAGGGAUAGAUCUCAGGAUGCCGGAGAAUCUAGUUGGUGGAAUCAGAUCUUUGGUGAUGCUGAUAUGCAUGUGAUUAUCAACUAUCUAUGGAUUGGAGUGGUCAGUUCAUUGGUCGUCCUGUCGCUAGUCUUCAUCCUGUUCAGCUGCUAUUUCUACAGGAAGUUCCGUACUUGGAAAAAAUGCAAUAAGGACAUACGUGCCCAGAUCCAUGCGGCCAGCGACUCGUACUCCUCGCACCUGGUUGGCUGCGAUGCCAGUCGAUUGCUGUUGCACCAACAAUUGCAGGGCCAGCAUGCCCAUCAUCAUCAUCAUCAUCUUCAUCGGAACAACGAGGCUGGCUUCUAUCAAAUCGAAUCGCCGCCCUGCUAUACAAUCGCCACUGGAUUGCCCAGCUAUGAUGAGGCACUGCAUCAUCAGCCAAGGCAUUUUGCCUACGGCAUGAAGUUCGUCUAUCCUUCGCUGGCAGCCGUGCAUCAUCAUCACCAUUGCAUUUCCAAUUGGGAGAAGAACGAGGGGCGGCAGCAAGAGCCGCUGAAUAAGCUGCAAAAGUGCAAGCUGUCAGCGGCAGCAGUGGAGGAGGAUAAAGUCGACUCAUCGUCCUCUUGCCAGCUUGCCUCACAGUCCACAUCGUCCACAUCCUGCAACUUGGCCGCAGCAACGCCUGCCAUUUGCAUUAACAUGCCAAAUGGGCGGCAGGAUGUGGAUGAGAACGAGGUGGAUAAUAAUUCCGAUUCCGAAUCCGCAGUGGCAAUGGCAAUGGCAGUGGGACAAAGUUUACAGCCAGCGGCGGCUGCCGACGAUGAUUGCGCCUCAUUGGUCGUUGUCGUGGCAGCGUGAUUGCCCAGCCAAGGGUCCGGGGUCAGGGGUUAAGGGUCAGGGGCAGGGAGUAGCAGCCCAAUUGCUUAGUCACUUGUAAAUAGUUGCAUAGUCUGCUAAUGUUGUUUACCCCCCCUCGUAAAUUGUAAUAACAUAAAUAUCUCGAUGAAAAUGCGUCCCUGAGUUUCCCACUAAGCAAAUUUAGUUUCCGUUUUAGUUAUCUGUUAUAUUAUUAUGUAUUAUGCAAGACUGAGUAUUAUUUAUUGUACUAUGUAUAAAAAAAAGAAAUCAAAUUGUCUAUCUAUUAAGCCCUAAAAUCUAAGCGAGAGUGAAAAAUGAAAGAAGAAAAAUAUACAAAAAACUCAAAUGAAAAAAAAACACAAA